GGACCACAGGUGCCGGCUGGAAACCUGCCUGCGAACGCGCGACCCGGUGAGACCACACACCUCUGGCUAGGAAGAGGAGGCCGCAGCGCGGGCGGAGGCAGCGACCAGAGGUACCUUUGUAUUAAGCCAGAUUGGAUAUCAGAACAUCUGCAUCAUCAGUCUGAAGGUUUGAACAGGCCAAUGAGCACUCUUAUCAUCGAGGCAUUUUACGGAGGGUCACAUCGACAGCUGGUAGAUCUGCUCCAAGAAGAAGUAGAUGACUGUGUCCUCUACACCCUGCCUGCGAAGAAAUGGCAUUGGAGGGCACGGACAGCAGCUCUGUACUUCUCGCGCAGUGUUCCCCGCAGCGAGCACUAUAGGACCCUCUUUGCAAGCUCAGUACUUAACCUGACUGAACUGGCUGCCCUUCGUCCUGAUCUGGGAAAAUUGAAAAAGAUCUUGUACUUCCAUGAAAACCAGUUGGUUUAUCCUGUCAAGAAAUAUCAGGAGAGAGAUUUUCAAUAUGGAUACAACCAAAUUCUCUCAUGUUUGGUGGCUGAUGUGGUGGUAUUCAAUUCCAAUUUUAAUAUGGAAUCAUUUCUUACUUCCAUUGGAAAAUUUCUGAAGCUCAUUCCUGAUCACAGACCUGAGGAUCUGGAAAGCGUUAUCAGACCCAAGUGUCAAGUUAUUUAUUUUCCCAUCAGGUUUCCUGAUGUGAGCAGAUUCAUGCCCAAGCACAAAAUAGCCCACUUAAGGAGGAUGCUCAGCCUUAUUGGAAAUAGUGUUGCAGCUCUGUCCGAGAUGCUUCUUUCCAAACCAGAGCAGUGGGAUUCUAAGAAGUUACUGGAGAAUUUUGAACAAGAGUCUGAUAAACAACCUGGCCUUGAUGCUGAACAGGAAACCAUGGACAACCCAUCAACCCAUAAAUCGUGCUUGGAGAAGUCCAGCCUGUCAGAUAACUCAGGCUCUCUUCCUGUGAGCGAGGAGAAUUGGGCUCUUGAUGCUAGCCAGCUUUUGUGUGGAGCUGAUGAUCAGCAAACACCAUUGCACAUCAUAUGGCCUCACAGGUGGGAGCAUGACAAAGAUCCAGAGAGUUUUUUUAAGGUAUUGCUGCAUCUGAAAGACUUAGGACUCAAUUUCCAUGUCUCUGUCCUUGGAGAAACUUUUACAGAUGUACCAGAUAUCUUUUCAGAAGCCAAAAAGGCCCUGGGAUCCUCAGUCUUGCACUGGGGCUACUUACCCUGUAAAGAAGACUAUUUCCGAACCCUGUGCGCGGCUGAUGUUGUCAUCUCAACAGCUAAGCAUGAAUUCUUUGGAGUAGCGAUGUUGGAAGCUGUGUACUGUGGCUGUUACCCACUUUGUCCCAAAGCCUUGGUUUAUCCUGAAAUAUUUCCAGCUGAGUAUCUGUAUUCCACACCUGAACAGCUUUCAAAACGGCUCAAGAGUUUCUGCAAGAGACCAGAUAUUAUAAGAAAACAUCUUUAUAAGGGUGAAGUGGCUCCAUUUUCUUGGGCAGCCCUGCAUGGUAAAUUCAGGUCUCUGCUCACAACAGAACCCAGGGAAGAUCUGUGACAGAUGGGGCUAAGUCACAAACUUGCAGCCUAAGGCAGAAUCUGAAGAACUUUCCAGAGUGUGCCCAUAUUUACCUGAUCAGAGAGAAAAGAAAAUCUGCAGAGGAAGCCGAGCCUGGCUGCUUGUCAUAGCUGACACAGAGCCAUCUGCCACAAACCUGUGGCGGCUUCAGAUCUCCAAUCCCUGCCACCACCCCAACUCAAAUUAAAUACAGAUUCCUAGAGACGUUAUGAUGCUUACACAUGUCCUCGGCAUCACAUGGAGGAGACUGUUCAAAAAAAAUAUGUGGCCUGUUGUAUAACCGCACUCAUGUAUCCCAUAUGUGGUGCCACAUUGAAUUUCCGGUUGAAUCCGUUUUUAUCCUUUGUACUGGAUGACAUGGUGCCUGAAUUCUUUCUUUCUGCCGACACGAUGGCAGCCAAACUGCAGCUUCAAACACUCACACUUGGCUGAGUUUCCACCUGGGUUGCCAGGUUAUCAUCGGAGCCUUCUUGUGUCCUCAAAGGGCCACGGGGCCUAGAAAGAGGAUCAGAAUGCUACUGAACUAAUUGGGCAGCCAUCUCAAAGCUGCUGUAGGCAAAGGGCUGCUUUAGCACUUUUCUUUUAGCAAAUUAAUGACUCUCUGGCAAAGGACUUUUUAAGUGAAGGUAUUAAUAAGGGGUCUGGCAGGUAUUCCCAUGAUUCACAGAGUUUCAUUUGCAUUUAAUUAAUCUUAAAGAAACUUGCAAGAUAAACAGCUGUAAUUCGGACAAACAUGGCAGAUUCAGUGAGUGAGGUCCUCUCAUCCAUAAAAUGAACACAAGAUACUUGUCUUAAAUUUUUUUCCCCUGUGGGUAAAAAAUAGAGAAAUCAAAAUGCUUCUAACAAAAACAUAAUUUGGUACAAAUCUCUUCAAAAGUAUUUGUAUCCAACUAUAAAUAUACUCUUUUUGAAAUAAGUCAUUUAUGAUUCUUGUAGUCAAGCUGCUCUGUUUGUUGGUGUAAAGAUGUUUUAAAUGGCUGAAUUGUAAAAUAAAUUUUUAAUAAACUGCCCGCUGCAAUUUUAA
Psammomys obesus (fat sand rat) is the source of this 2596-nucleotide messenger RNA. RefSeq names its product glycosyltransferase like domain containing 1 (gene Qtman). NCBI's taxonomy places the organism in Eukaryota, Metazoa, Chordata, Mammalia, Rodentia, Muridae. The record is from RefSeq and is a predicted model, not a curated record. Gene Ontology annotation, molecular function: glycosyltransferase activity. The coding region runs from base 181 to 1551 and encodes 456 amino acids. The transcript is spliced from 11 exons.